Molecule: messenger RNA, 539 nt
Organism: Medioppia subpectinata
Lineage: Eukaryota; Metazoa; Arthropoda; Arachnida; Sarcoptiformes; Oppiidae
Source: the annotation of a GenBank genome assembly
AUGUCCCUUUGUUACGGCGCUGACCGAAGUAUUGACGACUACUGUCGAAAGGACGGCUACAUUCCCGGCACAGAUCCGCACGAUUACUACAAAUGUGAAUACGUGGCCGACCAGUGCUGGAACAGACAUCUCGAACACUGUCCCGAUGGCGGCACUUGGGAUCAUUUACUUAUAAGCAAGCCUAAACCGACGCCCGCGCCCACACCAAAACCCACGCCCGCGCCGACAACCAAACCGACACCACCGCCGACUCCUAAGCCUACACCAGCGCCAACACCGGCGCCCACAACCGAAGACCCGGUGCAAUACUACUGCUCCCGAGACGGCUAUAUGCCUGACUUCGAAGAUCACCAUAAGUUCUAUCAGUGCGAAAACAUUGGACCCAAUAAGUGGAGACUGACUUUGCAAACCUGUCCCUCAGGUUAUACUUGGGUUCAGGAGCACAAGAAGUGUGACGGACCCCCCGAUGCCCUCUAAAAACCGCAACCGAUUUAAUAAAACAAUUUUUGUGUAAUAAUUAAUUUUGUUAUUAAAUACUA